AAUAGGUUUGCUGCACACACUAAAUGAAAAUUAGAACAAGGAUAUUAGAAUAUUUCGUUACUUACUACAAGGAAGUUUAGUGCCUCAUACGUGGAAGUUUAGUGCCUAAUAUAUGGGGCUUAAUACAUGGACUUUUAGUGCCUAUUUCAAGGAAGUUUAGUGCCUAAUACAUGGGGCUUAAUACAUGAACAUUUAGUGCCUAAUACAAGGAAGUUAAGAGCCUAAUACAUGAAUAUGAUACAAGUAUAGGAAAGUGAACACCCGAAUGUCCAUAUACUGAUAGCAAAUGUGUGUGGUUUUAUAUCAUAAAUGUCAUCAGAUUAUGAAAUAACGCGAAAUUAUGGAAGUGCUAUAAUUAAGGCAACUAACUAUGCUGUAGCCGCGCCUUUUAGGAAAACGAUUUAUGAAAAAUCAUAAAGCUCAGCUUGACAAAAUAGACUAUGUCUACGAGCACAUAAUGCAGAGGAUGUAAAAUAUUUGUAGGAUUAAUUUCACGCUGCAGCAUAAGUGACAAAUAUUGUAAAUACGACGUCCAUGAAUUUUAAACACAGGAAAUCCAGCUAAUUUCGGAACAUCAACAACCCUUCGUUACGGCUAUCUAGCCUGGAAAUUUUGUUCCAAAGGAUGCAUCGAUUUUCCACCGCGAGCUAGCAGCGCCACAUCCUGUCUCAUAGCCAGCGAUUGAAAGACCAAUAGAACUCUCUCGCAUUAAUUGGUGUUGAAAUAAAAAGAAUUGUUAUAAUUGUGAAUUAGACUUAAAGUGAUGCUUUGAUCUGAAAAAUCGCGAAAAGGUUGCUUGAUAAAUGCUGAUAUAGCUUAAAUAGAUUUAUCUUUGUUGGAAGGAUCGAUUUAAUAGUAUUAGAAUGCUUUGAUAUUGUUGUGUGCCUAGUGAAGACACGCGCUAAUAUUGUUCUGAACUCAGGUAUCGUGGGAGAUUUAAUCAAUGAGCCACACAAUAUAUCAAUUCUAAAAUUUACAUUAGUUAAUUGAAAGGGUGUGCAUGUUGAAAUAAACGCGUUCCCCAGUGUGAAACGGAUUAAUAGUGGGUUCGCUGUGGAGGACUGGUGCUCAAAACGCGAAUAUUUAGUGCUCAGUUUGAUUGCAAUAUAAUCAAAUCAUUCAUUAAAUACCAGAACAAUGAAUCUCGAAAUACCUGAUGGACUAGGAGACCUUUUGCGUGAUUUCACGGUGGCAGUUUUGCGAGAGAAGCCGCCAGAUAUUUAUGACUUUGCUGUUGGAUAUUUUACAAAGGUGCGGGAAAAUCGUAGGCCAAAAGCUGUGCCUAUGUAUGUUAUUGUUGACGACGAUGAUAUCGGCGAACCAGAUAAAGACACUUUCAAACCUAAAUGUCAACGCCUGAACAGGUACGGCCGCCGUCAGUCUGUGUCAGCCGAGAGGUACGACCCGGAGGAAGAUGAAAGUGACGACGAGAAAACGUGUUACGCUAAAACCGACGAGCAGCGGGAACGGCUCACAGAAGCCGUUAGCAGUAUUCUACUGUUUCGUGCACUUGAACAGGAGCAAAUGCAGGACGUUCUCGACGCCAUGUUUGAAACGGUUGUGAGCGAAGGUGACUAUGUUAUAAGACAGGGUGACGAUGGAGAUAAUUUCUAUGUAAUUGAUUCCGGUCGUUAUGGUGUUAAUGUGAAUGUUAAUGGUGAACAGAAGAAGGUUCACACUUUUGAAGAUAAAGGCAGUUUUGGCGAACUUGCACUUUUAUACAACAUGCCUCGUUCUGCCUCAGUAGUAGCGGAAAAUCGAGGCUCCCUCUGGGCUAUGGAUAGAAAUUCCUUCAGAAGAAUCGUUUUGAAAAGCGCGUUCAAAAAGCGUAAAAUGUAUGAAGAAUUACUGGAAAAUGUUCCAAUUCUAAAGUCACUAGAGCACUAUGAAAGAUCAAACCUAUCUGACGCACUAAUCCCGAAGACGUUCAAGGAUGACCAAUGUAUUAUCCGACAAGGCGAUGAGGCGGACGGGAUGUUCUUCCUAGAGAAAGGAGUAAUUCGGGUCACAAUCAUCAAUCCCAAUGGUGUCGAGGAGGAGCUAGGAGAACAUGAGAAAGGAAAAUAUUUUGGCGAACUUGCUCUAAUAGAAGAUCAACCACGAUCAGCAAAUGUGUACGCAAAAGGCGACGUAAAAGUUGCUUUUCUUGAGAGAGAAUCAUUCGAAAGGCUUCUAGGACCAUGUCUGGAUAUAAUGAAAAGGAAUAGUGAGGUUUAUAAACAAUACACGGAGCAGAACCCAAAUCGAGGAUGAUACGAUUAAUACCAUGUGCACACAUGUUUAUAUCUUACAAGAUUGAUUUAUUGGCCAUGUGGUCUACUGAACGAGUACAGCCAGCAUUCGUUAUAAGAGCCAUUACUUUGUUUAAUUUAGAACGAAUUUACAUUUACGUCUAUGUAUCUGGAAUAUGGAAUACAAUGGCCUUCAAGUUGCAAGGGGCCACGUAUAAAGAUAAAAACAACUUGUUUGCGAUGUUGGUACCAAAUGUUCACUGUUGCCCACAAGGGGAACAUUAUACCUGUCAAUGAAUAAUUUGAUGGUACGUUGCAUCUCACCAUGAGUGGUAACUGUAUUGAUUUCGUAACAGAAGAACCGGACAAAUUUUCGGUUUGGUUAAGUUCUAUCAAAAUGUUUAUUGAUUGGUCAAUAGAUAUCCAAUAAAAAAACUACUAAGCAAUCAAAUCCUUUUAAUGAGUCAGCUAGCAAAAUCUGUAACCUGUGGACAAAUCAAAGUGUUACACAAUGGGCUGCAGAUUUCCAUGAUGUUGAAUUAUUUUAAAGAUAAAUAGAAGAGUAACGUCUAUUUCAAACAAAAUAAGUGUGUCUUUUGUGCGUUUAUUACGUAAAAUAAUUGUUUUCUGAAUAGCUUAGUGUAUGGAAUCUUGUGUAUCAUAAAAAAAUCGAGAUUUUAUGAACGUGUCAAUAGAAUAAGUGUGAUUACAACUCAACUCUCUACAUACCAACUGUAGUUGUGUGACGUUAUAAGUUUACAAAAAAUCUGAAUUGAUCCAAUUCCCAAGUGUAACACAAAUACGAUUAGUUUAAAUUGUGUAACGAAUUAUGUGCUAACAUCUGUCUACAUCAACUGAAAUCCGCGGAAUUUCUGUGCUGAAUACAUUUUUUUCUUUGUUUUGCAACUAAAUCUUUGUUAACUUCCUUAUAUUUUCCUGACGUAUUUGUUUUCUAUGUAUAGGUAUGUGUAUGUUUUCUCAGUAUUAAACAUGUCUCUUUUUCUGACGGUUUAUUGUUCUCUCAAUUUCUAGGACAAUUUCUUAGCCGAGUUUAUUUAGUGUGUUUUAAGGAUUAGUUCGAAAUUGUAAAUAACAGUCCUUUAAUAAUAUAGCAGUCUUCUCGACAUCCUUUAAGUGGUAUUUCAUGUAAAUGUGUGAUGUCAAAUGCAGGCUCUAUUAGAGUAGGUAGCUAAUGAUUAAGUCAAAGAUAGAGUACAAUUGGUAAAACAAUCCAAUUUUAAAGUACUAUUGUCCAGGCCUUACAAAAUACCUUGGUUUCACACCAUCGCUGUAUAGGACCAUUGAAAGACAAUACAAAUUGUAUGUAAAAAUGAACUUCGAACCAUAAUACGCUUAAAAAAAACAUUCAUUUAAAAUCAAUACAUACACAUGUUUAACAAACAUAAUUUUUGAGUGAUAAACCUUUACCUACUUACUAAAUAAUGCAUCUACGGAAAAUAUUUAUAACUGAUAACAAGAUUAUAAUCGUGUAUUUAAUGGCUGAAAACUCAAAAAUAUUAAAUGAUUGGUGAGUGCGAAAAGAUUUACUGUGAUAACUAUCGUCUCAUAAGGCAGAAAUGCCGUGUUUUAUGCACCUUUCUUUCAAAUUAAACUCGGAAUCCUUCAUUAGAACCAUUGUUUUCGACAUUUAUUCAUUCUUUUUGCAAUAUUAAAACAUGUGAAUGCAUUGUGGUAAAACUUAUUUGGGAGUAAGAGUGCAUGUUUAAGUUAUAGUGUAUUUAAUGUUCUUGUUUUGCAGUUGUUCAAAUGUUUUAUAACUUAACUUGAAUGUUUGACUACUGGGCUUGUCCCUGUAUUUCGCCUUGUAUUAUUCAGAGAAACAUUGAUAAAUAUAACCAGAGAAUGUG
Molecule: messenger RNA, 4099 nt
Organism: Mya arenaria
Lineage: Eukaryota; Metazoa; Mollusca; Bivalvia; Myida; Myidae
Product: cAMP-dependent protein kinase type II regulatory subunit-like
Exons: 3
Coding region: 1138-2253 (371 amino acids)
Biological process (GO): regulation of protein phosphorylation
Cellular component (GO): cAMP-dependent protein kinase complex
Molecular function (GO): cAMP-dependent protein kinase regulator activity
Source: RefSeq, a predicted model, not a curated record